Messenger RNA from Falco peregrinus (peregrine falcon), 804 nucleotides. It is a transcript of the gene CST7, whose product is annotated as cystatin F. The record is from RefSeq and is a predicted model, not a curated record. The transcript has 4 exons. Bases 121 to 561 code for a protein of 146 amino acids. Gene Ontology annotation, cellular component: Golgi apparatus; endoplasmic reticulum; late endosome. Gene Ontology annotation, biological process: positive regulation of myelination; negative regulation of microglial cell activation; immune response. Gene Ontology annotation, molecular function: cysteine-type endopeptidase inhibitor activity. NCBI's taxonomy places the organism in Eukaryota, Metazoa, Chordata, Aves, Falconiformes, Falconidae.
ACGUUCAGGGGUUUUCGGGUGACUUUUUUCUGCCCUGGCAGCCAAUGAGCGCCCCGAGGGAGCGCAUCUUCCCCCGCAGGAAGCGGGGCCCCGGCCGACUCCUCGUUGGACGCGGUGGAGAUGGCAGCCAACUUCACCUGCAGCUUCGCCACACUUUGCUGUUUAGCAGUCUGGGGCUUCUCCAGGACUUCAGCUGCCUACAUACCACCACCACAUUCAACCACGAAACCUGGCUUCCCUGUCCCGGUGAACACCAACAACCCUGGCGUGCGCAAGGCAGCUCGCUUCGGGGUUUACAGAUACAACAACAGUUCCAACGACCUCUUUCUGUUCAAGGAAUCACAAAUAAACAAAGCCAUGGUACAGAUUGUCAGAGGGCUGAAAUACAUGCUGCACGUGGAAAUUGGACGCACCGUGUGUGAGAAGAGGGAGCACUCCAGCCUGGACAGCUGUCACUUCCAGAGGAAAAAAAACCUGCAACGGAUGCUGAGAUGCUAUUUUGAGGUCUGGAUAAUGCCUUGGUUACAUAAAGCUUAUGUCCCUGUUUCUCUUUGUCACUGACUCACCUUUCCCCACGAGAACCUCACUUACAGGGGAUCUAUCAGCAUGAGUUUCUCCUUACCUGGACUAUCAAGGCCAAAACUGAAGCGGACAGAACCACCACAGAGCUUUUCUCUCAAAGCACACCAUUAUUUUCCCCCUGAGAAAGAUGCUUAAAAGUGACAAAGAAAAGACCCGCCUUCACCGACUUUAUUGCUGUCCAAGUUUUGUAUCUGUUUUUCCAAAACUAAACUGCAGACCAGA